AUCGGAAGCAUUCAUUUUGGGAGCAACGCUCUACCCAUGAGGUUCCCAGUGAUAUCGGUGCUCCUGGCGGGGGCUCUAAUGGCUGCUUUCGGGGACAUCAGGACACGCCAAACGAACAUUAAAUGCGUAACGCGGGAUCCAUCGUAUGCGAAGGCGCUUGUCUGCCGCCUGAACGUGCUGGGGCGUGGCAUUAUCGGAGCCAAUGUCCAUGUGAAAUUGCUCAAACUACCAGUUCGGAAGGUGUCCAUCAAUUUCAGCAUCUUUCAAAAGCUCUCCGGCUACCAUCCGUUCCUGUUCAACGUCACCGCGGACCUUUGCCACUACAUGAAGCACCCGAAUCCCCUCAACGUCUUCUACUACUUCUACGGCGCAAUGCUGCCCUUCAUCAACGUGAACCACACUUGCCCCAUCAAUCACGAUGUUAUCCUGAAAGACUUUGUUCUGGAUGAUCAAAUGUUCGCCAAAGUCCCUCUACCCAAGGGCAGCUACAUGUUCGAGAUCAAAAUAAUCAGCGAGGGUGUGUGGAGGGGGACCAUUUACUCUUACUUGGAUAUUAAUGUGGAUGAUAAUCCCCGUAUUAAGUCGGGCUAAGAUUUGCUAUGAGACUCUCGUCUCUCUCUCUCUCUCUCUCAGCUGGAUGUUGCACCCACCCUCCAUCUGUUGGGGGUGGAACAGGGAUUGAGGGUUGAGGUUUGAGGGUUGCACCUUUCCCUGCUAAAAAUAUAAUAAAAUCUCAUUAAGAUCAGCAACAAA
This is a messenger RNA of Drosophila pseudoobscura, 753 nucleotides long. RefSeq lists its product as uncharacterized. NCBI's taxonomy places the organism in Eukaryota, Metazoa, Arthropoda, Insecta, Diptera, Drosophilidae. The coding region runs from base 37 to 591 and encodes 184 amino acids. The record is from RefSeq and is a predicted model, not a curated record. The transcript is spliced from 2 exons.